GCUGCUUCUUUGUCAAGGAUGUUGAUCUCUUUGAGUUAAUGUUUGAUAUCCUACCAGAGAUAUAGACACAAAAUUGCACUGAUUUUAUUCUCUUUACCGCAGUGGCUUUCUGUGGAGCAGACCUCUACUGUUAACCCACCUGAGCUCAGUUUUCAGCUCCACAGCUGCCCUGUGCCUCUUCUUCAUACUGACUAGUGUUUGUGUUAGCGUUGACCUACCUGCAACACUUAGAAAGAAAGAGUUUUUUUCAGUUGUUAGUUCAUUUUUUGAGAAAAUCAUGAAUAACUGGAAGACAGUUCUGCGCUUUCUGUGGUACCACAGGAACUACAUCAUCAUAAUCGUCACGCCGCUUGUAUUCCUUCCUCUGCCUCUCGUCUAUCCUUCAUCGGAAGCCAGAUGUGGCUACGCGAUCAUCCUCAUGGCUCUGUACUGGUGCACAGAGUGCAUGCCUCUGGCUGUGACUGCCUUACUGCCAGUCAUCCUCUUUCCUAUGAUGGGCAUCAUGAAGGGUGGAGAUGUCAGUAUUGAGUAUCUGAAAGACUCGAACAUGCUGUUCAUCGGAGGUCUGCUGGUGGCCAUCGCGGUCGAACACUGGAACCUCCAUAAACGAAUCGCUCUCCGUGUUUUGCUGCUGGUCGGUGUUCGUCCAUCGCUGUUAAUGAUGGGCUUCAUGAUCGUCUCGGCGUUCCUCUCCAUGUGGAUCAGCAACACAGCCACCACAGCCAUGAUGCUACCCAUCUCACACGCCGUGCUCCAGCAGCUGAAAGACACAGAGACCCAGACAGGUGAACAUGAUCACCAGGCCCAAGCUGCGGACAACCACGCAUUUGAGCUGGAAGCUCAAACCAAGCCGGAGACAACAGACGAAAGAGAUGCACAGGAUCCUGUGUAUGAAUAUGAACAUGACGCACAGCAAGAGUUCAGAGAAAGAGCCAUAGAAGCAAAGUAUGGCCUUCUGACCAAAGGGAUGAGUCUAAGUGUGUGUUACUCUGCCAGCAUUGGAGGUACGGCCACGCUCACGGGGACCACGCCUAAUCUCAUCCUCAAGGGCCAAAUGGACGAGCUCUUCCCUGAUAAUCCCGAUGUGAUCAACUUUGCCAGCUGGUUUGGUUUUUGUUUUCCCAGCAUGGUGCUCAUGCUGGUGCUCUCCUGGUUCUGGCUUCAUUUUAUGUUCCUGGGCUUCAAUCUGAAGAAGACAUUUGGCUGUGGUGAGAAAAGUGAAAACGACAGAGCGGCAUACGCAGUGAUGAAGGAGGAGUACAAGAAGCUGGGCGGCAUGAAGUUUGCAGAGGUGGCGGUGCUCGUCCUCUUUAUCUUGCUCGUGCUUCUGUGGUUUACCAGAGAGCCGGGCUUCAUGCCUGGCUGGGCCACAGUCCUGUUCAAUAAGGAUGCUGCGUUUGUGACAGACGGAACGGUUGCCAUUCUAAUGUCAUCGCUCUUCUUCGUCGUCCCCUCUCAGCUGCCGCUUGGCAAUUACGGGUACACAGAUGAAGGUAAGAAUAUAAAGGCUCCACCGGCUCUGCUGACCUGGAAGGUGGUUCAUGAACGAAUGCCCUGGAAUGUAGUGCUGCUGCUGGGAGGAGGUUUUGCUCUUGCUGCUGGCAGUGAGGUAUCAAAUCUAUCCAAGUGGUUGGGAGAAAACCUGUCACCUCUUCAGAAUAUUCCCCCCUUUGCUAUCUCAUUGGUGCUUUCCCUACUUAUUGCCACAUUCACCGAGUGCUCCAGUAACACAGCCACCACCACACUGUUCCUGCCCAUAUUGGCCUCAAUGGCCCAAAAUAUUAAGCUCCACCCACUCUACGUGAUGAUGCCCUGCACCAUUGCUGCCUCUCUGGCCUUCAUGCUACCUGUGGCCACACCACCCAAUGCCAUUGCCUUUUCUUUUGGACACCUCAAAGUCCUAGAUAUGGUGAAAGCUGGUUUCAUGCUCAACAUCAUCGGGAUCCUGUGCAUUAAUUUAGGCAUCAACACAUGGGGAAAAGUCAUGUUUAACUUGGACACUUUUCCAGAUUGGGCCAACACUACAGCUAGCAAACCCUGAAUUUGUUUACAGCCUAUAAAAAACAAAUUUGAUUCUACUGUCACACAAGCAGACAAUGAACAAAAUAUCACAUUUUCCAACUGGGUUUCCAGCCCACUUCACACCAGUGAGAAGAGCUCAGAAAUCCAUUGUAUGAGGUAAAACUUUUCUUACUCCACUCCAUCCAGACAAUAGUUUGUUGUUGCAGGAUAGCAUUUCUAAUACUGGGAAUGUUUUCAGGCCCUUUAAAAGGAAAAGGGGAAAAAGUUGACAGUUGAAAUGUGGUUAUAGAAGGAACAAUCAAAGAUUUUCACUUGCAGCUGAAACAAACUUUAAGUGUUAUCAGACUUUUAUAUACAGACCCUCUUUGAGGACUUCCUCAUGUCAUUUCAGUGACAGAACCAAAGACAGUGUUUAAACCAAGGUUAUUUCCUCAUACACUUUCCUCUGAGUCUUAUCAGUCUAUUUAUCAUUUACUGAUGAUGCAUGCAUUAUCCACAGCAUACCUACCUUUAAAAGGCAAAUAUGUAAAUUAAUUCAUGGUGUCAGUUAACUUAUUACUGUGGUCAUUUUGUUGGACCUCACGUUUUUUUGGUGUCAUAUUUAAUUUUUUAUGUGUUUUUGUCAGUACUUGCUUUUUUAAGCAAGAAUUUUACUUCUUAUCUUAUAAUUUAUAAAUAACAACUGUGAAAUUUUUCUAGUAAUGAUAGUUUAAAAUGAUUUAGAAUAAUUUAUAUAAUGUUUCAUAUAAUAAUUUAUAGUGGAAGUGCUCCGAAUUCUUGCUGAGGAAAAUGCAGGUUCAAAUUUUGGUCCAAAUCCCGGACGAGCCCCCAAGUAUGUUAUGGACAAAAAAGUAAAACAGAAACUCAGCAAAACCUAUUUAGAAGCAGAAUGUCAAAAUCCACCUUACAGCAACUGUAAAGCUUACUUAUUACAUGUUACAUCUUCUUUGUUUUGGCUAUCUAAAGUGGGGUUGGGCAUUUAAUUUUCCCAAGGGGGUCAUAUGAGAAACUGGGACUGUUGUGACGGGGUACAGUAAUAGUAAUAGUGAAGUAAUAGUGAGCAGAAUUUAUAUCUGCUUAUUUGUGCAGCCCUCCACAACAGUCCCAGUUUCUUAUGUGCCCCCUUGGAAAAACGAAUUACCUGCCCCUGAUCUGAAAUGUAAAAUGUUAAACAGAUUAUUGGUCAGCUGAAGCCAUUUUUUUUAUUACCCUGCUAAAAACACCCAAUGAAAUAAAUGUAUUGCUUUUCAUGCUUUUUUUUGUAUUAAGUAGAGAAGCUAGAUAUACUGUAAUAUAUUAAUAAGUGAGCUUUACCAGUAGGAGGGCUAACCCUUACAUUUUAUAUGGAGAUAGGCUGUUUCCCUCUGUUUCUGCUAACUGUAUCCUGUAUCCUUCUUAACACCAAAAAGAAGGAUUAGUUAAAUCAAAUUGGAUUUUUAAAAGCUUUCCCUUUGAGAGAUUCACUCCAAGAAAGCGCACAAAUAAAUGACAGGAAAGUGUUACCAAGACUGCACAGUGAUUACAGAUAAAAAGGUUGGCUGAAGGAUAACAGAGAUAAGAGGCUACGAACUGGAUGUAACGGUUGCAGAGGUUAUUUUCCAUGUUUUCUCCAUGUUUUUUGUUUUAUACAA
Oreochromis niloticus (Nile tilapia) is the source of this 3653-nucleotide messenger RNA. RefSeq names its product solute carrier family 13 member 2 (gene slc13a2). Gene Ontology annotation, molecular function: alpha-ketoglutarate transmembrane transporter activity; fumarate transmembrane transporter activity; succinate transmembrane transporter activity. Gene Ontology annotation, biological process: alpha-ketoglutarate transport; succinate transmembrane transport; fumarate transport. Gene Ontology annotation, cellular component: plasma membrane. The transcript is spliced from 12 exons. NCBI's taxonomy places the organism in Eukaryota, Metazoa, Chordata, Actinopteri, Cichliformes, Cichlidae. The record is from RefSeq and is a predicted model, not a curated record. Bases 278 to 2041 code for a protein of 587 amino acids.